This is a messenger RNA of Pogoniulus pusillus (Red-fronted tinkerbird), 8901 nucleotides long. It is a transcript of the gene SPECC1L, whose product is annotated as sperm antigen with calponin homology and coiled-coil domains 1 like. The record is from RefSeq and is a predicted model, not a curated record. Gene Ontology annotation, molecular function: protein binding. The transcript has 16 exons. Gene Ontology annotation, biological process: actin cytoskeleton organization. Gene Ontology annotation, cellular component: filamentous actin; microtubule organizing center. The coding region runs from base 158 to 3523 and encodes 1121 amino acids. NCBI's taxonomy places the organism in Eukaryota, Metazoa, Chordata, Aves, Piciformes, Lybiidae.
CCUCCCGCCGUGGCGCUCGCGGCCCGGCCUGGCCCGGCCCGGCCCGACCGGACCCGACCCGGUGCGGUCCCGCGAGACUCGGGCCGCGCCGCGAAGAAGCGGGACGGAGGCGGCUGCCUGAUUUGUUUGUAAAUGCAUCAUAAACAGACAGCCCAGAAUGAAGAAAGCAAGCAGGAGUGUUGGCUCGGUGCCCAAAGUGCCUGGAGUAAAUAAAACUCAAACAACUGAAAAAGCCAAACCAGAGAACGGCUCCUCAGUGUCUGCAGUAACAAAACUCUCCAAAACCGGGACAUCAGCAUCUCUUUUGAAGGCUAAGAGUAAUGAUGACCUCUUAGCAGGGAUGGCUGGUGGUGGUGGAGUGACAAUGACCAACGGUGUUAAGGUAAAGAAGAACACUUGUGUAGCAGCAGCAGCAUCUUCAGCUCCAGGGAUGACCAUGAACACUCUGGAAAAUAAACCCAAAACCAUUGCAGGUGCAGGUUCCACAGCAAAGCGCAGCACUUCCUCUGGAACUAAAGAGUCCAGCUCCUCCCGAGAGAGAAUGCGCGACCGCUCCCGCUUGAGCCAGAGCAAAAAGCUGCCCCUGAGUGGGCAGGGCGGCGCCGAGGCUGUGCUGGCCAAGCGCUCUCGCAGCCGCACCAACCCCGAGGCCGACGUUCGGAUGAGCAAGUCCAAGUCAGACAACCAGAUCAGUGACAAGGCUGCGCUGGAAGCCAAGGUCAACGAUCUCCUGACACUGGCAAAAACUAAAGAUGUGGAAAUCUUACACCUGAGGAAUGAGCUAAGGGAUAUGCGUGCUCAGCUGGGCCUGAACGAAGAUCAGCUUGAAGGCGAUGAAAAAUCUGAGGAGAAAGAGGCCAUUGCUGUCCAUCAACCAACUGAUGUGGAGUCUACCUUGCUGCAAUUACAGGAACAAAACACUGCCAUCCGAGAAGAGCUCAACCAGCUGAAGAAUGAGAACCGAAUGUUAAAAGACAGGCUGAAUGCAUUAGGCUUUUCCUUGGAGCAAAGGCUGGACAACUCCGAAAAGCUCUUCAGCUACCAGUCUUUGAGUCCAGAGAUUACAGCUGGCAGCCACAGUGAUGGUGGUGGCACUCUGACAUCAUCAGUGGAAGGUUCUGCUCCUGGAUCAAUGGAAGACUUGUUAAGUCAGGAUGAAAACACCUUGAUGGACAACCAACACAGUAAUUCCAUGGAUAAUUUGGACAGUGAGUGCAGUGAGGUUUAUCAGCCGCUUACAUCAAGUGAUGAUGCCUUAGAUGCUCCAUCAUCUUCAGAGUCUGAAGGAGUACCGAGUAUAGAAAGAUCUAGGAAGGGAAGCAGUGGCAAUGCCAGUGAAGUGUCUGUGGCUUGUCUAACGGAACGGAUACAUCAGAUGGAAGAGAACCAGCACAGCACAGCUGAAGAGCUCCAAGCCACGCUGCAGGAGCUUGCGGAUUUGCAGCAAAUAACACAAGAGCUAAAUAGUGAGAACGAAAGACUUGGAGAGGAAAAAGUAAUCCUCAUGGAAUCUUUGUGCCAGCAAAGCGAUAAGUUAGAGCACUUCAGCCGUCAGAUUGAGUAUUUUCGGUCCCUUUUAGAUGAGCACCACAUUUCUUAUGUGAUCGAUGAAGACAUGAAAAGUGGUCGCUACAUGGAGUUGGAGCAGCGCUACAUGGACCUGGCAGAGAACGCUCGGUUUGAGAGGGAGCAGCUGCUGGGUGUUCAGCAGCACUUGAGCAACACUUUGAAGAUGGCAGAACAAGACAACAAGGAGGCCCAAGAGAUGAUAGGGGCGUUAAAAGAACGAAAUCACCACAUGGAACGCAUCAUCGAAUCAGAGCAAAAGAGCAAAACAGCCAUCGCCUCCACCUUGGAGGAGUACAAGGCCACCGUAGCCAGUGACCAGAUUGAGAUGAACAGGCUGAAAGCGCAGCUGGAGCACGAAAAGCAGAAAGUGGCUGAGCUCUAUUCCAUUCACAACUCUGGAGAUAAAUCAGACAUCCAAGAUCUGCUGGAGAGUGUCAGGCUGGAUAAAGAAAAAGCAGAGACACUGGCCAGCGGUCUGCAGGAGGAGCUGGCACACACUCGCAAUGAUGCCAACCGCCUGCAGGAUGCCAUUGCUAAGGUUGAAGAUGAGUACCGAGUAUUCCAAGAAGAAGCCAAGAAACAAAUUGAGGAUCUCAAUGUGGCUCUGGAAAAGCUUCGGACGGAACUAGAUGAAAAAGAGACUGAGAGAAGUGACAUGAAGGAAACUAUUUUUGAGCUGGAGGAUGAAGUAGAGCAGCAUCGUGCUGUGAAGCUUCAUGACAACCUCAUCAUAUCUGAUUUGGAGAAUACAGUUAAAAAACUUCAGGACCAAAAGCAUGACAUGGAAAGAGAGAUAAAGAAUCUUCACAGGAGGCUCCGGGAGGAGUCAGCAGAAUGGCGUCAGUUCCAAGCCGACCUGCAGACUGCAGUGGUUAUCGCAAACGAUAUCAAGUCUGAGGCCCAGGAGGAGAUAGGAGACCUCAAGCGUCGACUGCACGAAGCUCAGGAGAAGAACGAGAAGCUCACCAAAGAGCUGGAGGAGAUCAAGUCACGCAAGCAGGAAGAGGAGCGUGGUCGAGUGUACAAUUACAUGAAUGCUGUAGAGAGAGAUCUGGCAGCUCUGAGGCAGGGAAUGGGCCUGAGUCGCAGAUCCUCCACCUCCUCGGAGCCAACUCCCACUGUAAAAACACUCAUCAAGUCAUUUGACAGUGCUUCCCAAGUUCCAAGCCCUGCUGCUGCUGCCAUUCCUCGCACUCCCCUGAGCCCGAGUCCCAUGAAAACCCCCCCAGCUGCUGCUGUAUCCCCCAUGCAGAGGCAUUCUAUAAGUGGACCAAUCUCAGCUUCAAAACCCCUUGCCACACUGACAGACAAAAGGCCGAGCUACGCUGAAAUCCCUGUCCAAGAACAUUUGUUGAGAACAUCCUCUACCAGCAGGCCAGCAUCGCUGCCAAGGGUGCCUGCUAUGGAAAGCGCCAAAUCUAUUUCUGUCUCUCGCAGAAGCAGUGAAGAAAUCAAGAGGGAUAUCAGUGCCCCAGAUGGAGCAUCUCCAGCGUCCCUCAUGGCAAUGGGCACCACCUCCCCACAGCUGUCACUCUCCUCUUCCCCAACAGCCUCAGUCACCCCUACCACCAGAAGCCGAAUCAGGGAAGAGAGGAAAGAUCCCCUGUCUGCUCUAGCCAGAGAAUAUGGAGGAUCCAAGAGAAACGCCUUGCUGAAGUGGUGCCAGAAAAAAACAGAGGGCUAUCAGAACAUCGACAUAACAAACUUCAGCAGCAGCUGGAAUGAUGGCUUGGCUUUCUGUGCAGUGCUGCACACUUACCUCCCAGCCCAUAUUCCCUACCAAGAACUAAACAGUCAGGACAAGAGAAGAAACUUCACCUUGGCUUUUCAGGCAGCUGAGAGUGUUGGCAUCAAAUCUACUCUGGACAUCAAUGAGAUGGUGCGAACGGAGCGUCCCGACUGGCAGAAUGUCAUGCUGUAUGUUACAGCCAUUUACAAGUACUUUGAGACCUGAAACCCCCAAAACUCAGCAGAUCCGUGGGAUAGAACCAGCAUGAGCUACCAGAUGGAAAUCUUCCUGAAACACCAAUCCCCAUUUCACUGAAAACUGGCAACAUUUGAAUCCCCUCAAACUCCAGUGACACUAUCCUGGAUUGCCUCGGAUUGCUUCAGCUACUAAGCCUGGAGAGCACUGUGUAGAGCAAGAACUCAUUGCCAUAGUGCUCAGAAUAACCCAAGUUAUUAAGCUAUUCAGAUUAAGUAGUCUAAAGAGCCUGGACUACUUCUGUGCUGCCUUGCCAGACAGACUCCCUGAAGCUUUCUUUCCUAGGAGAGUGAGAUGGAUGGGUCCUCUGUGGGACACUGAAUGUACAGCUGAGCUGCAAGAAGGCAACGCCUAACAUCGUAUCACUCAACUUCCUGUAGCAUCUGGAUACCACAGAGUCUGAGUGUUCUGCCUGUGGCACCCUGAUACAGUAGAGUCCUUCAUGGCAAUUUAGUUACUGCCUUCACAGCUAUUUCCCUCUCACAUGUGCACAAUAUUCUAGGAAAACAAGGAGAAGAAGCUUUUGUUCCGUAGCAGCAGGAGCGCAGAAGCACUCUCGAUACCUCGGAAAGUUUGCAACAGAAGAACUUGUCAUUCUAAAGCUUCGUUUUGAGCCUACCUCUGUCACACUGAUGUGGCUUCCAACCUUAUCUUACAGAUUGUAGUGACUAGCACACACAGCUCCUGCUUUCCAGGGUGUGCUGUACUUCAAGGAAUCUGUCCAUACUCCCUGUGCUUCCAUUGCAACAAAGGAAUAGGUAAUCAGCCCCUCUCUGGCUGCUCCUUUCCCCUCUUCCUCCUUUGCCUGUGCAGCACACAGCUACCCCAGGCUUCAAAGCAAUACAAGCCUGCAGCAUGGAUUUCUGUGGCAGAAUUUUGGAUCUGGGAUAGGAUUGCCUCUGCAGAGAAGAUACUGUCACUAAGAUGUAACAAUGAAGUAGUUUGUCUCAAAUUCCAUCUUUGCCAUGUGUUCUGUGUGGUUUUGAAUGCUCUUGCACAUCCUGAUCCCACUGACAGAAGGUGAGGUGUCCUCUGGCGGCAGUUCUGGAGGAACCGAUGUCAUGUGCGAACGCCCAGGAGUCCUGAGCGUGGUGUGGAAACCACUCAGUCGCACAAAGACAGAGCCGUGAACUUUGUAGCCUGCUCAGCUUCUGCUCUCCUGGUGUGUACCUGAGUUCAUGUGACAGCUCUGGGGCAAAAGAGUUGAAGUAAGUGCCUUAGUGAUCAUUGGAGUGGCACAUGCUGGCACUGCAGGGCCUUGUGGAGAGUGCCCAUGGCUCACAGGGCUCUCCAUAGCCAUUUGUCAUACUCUGUGUGCUGUAAUCUUGUUUGUCAGAUCGAGGGAAGACUUUGCUCUGUCAUUGCUUCUGCCUCUGAUUGUUCUGCAUACUUAUCAGAGAUGAACAUCUCUCAUUAAUAUUAAGCAGAAGCCUACUUUAGAAGUGAGCUCUGUAGCAGCUGCUAUUUAUAAGCACACACUCUUCCAACACACUAACCCUCUUACAAAGAAAGUGAAUCUGCCAUUCCUAUGGUGCUCUCAUAACUGUUAAGGGCAGUUUGAAUGUCACAGAUGUUAACUCAGUGAGUGCAGUCCUGCUCGGCAUCUGUGAAACUUUACUGUGGUGUAAAAGCACAGAUUUCACUCCAAGUUAUUGCCAAAUCCUAACCCUGUCAUCUGAAGAACAUAGCCCAUAUGAAGAGCAAUCAUUCAGCAUGUCCCUAGCAGCUAACAUUGUGUUCAGAUGCACUCUUACACUGAUAUGUGCCUGUGGGAACUAGAGGUCUGCAAAGCAACUGCUUCAUGCUGGAGGCCUUGGGAGAAGUUUCAGAGCAGCAGUGUCCUGUUCUUUAGGAUCCUAAGAGUGGUUAAUACUCUCAGAUCAUUAAUUGGUGCAUUUGAAGAGCCCAUGUAAUCUAAAGGCAAUUACUGCAAGAGAGAGGUCAAGUGAAAAACCUUCACUGACAGAUUUUAGUGGAAGUCUGAAGUAUUAUUUCCUCUCCUGUGUAUUUCUUACUUCAUUUCUUCCAGUGAGUUCCAGCAAGAGCAGGCUUACUGGAAACACAUCACUGCUGCCUCGCUCUCCAGCUCCUUCCCAGUCCCAGGGUUUGCCAGUUUCUGUUUCAAACCCUUCUAUUCUCCCUCUGAACAGAUGUCCUCAUCUGUAAUUGUCUUAUUCAUUGCCUUAGAUAUUCAGAAAAUACUUCUCUAGCAUUUCUUGGUCUGAGCUGCCUCCUGCCCUGUUUUGGUGAGGCCAUUCUUGCUAAUGGGCAACUUCAUUUACUUGGGCAGUUGUAUUAGCCUUGGCUGAAGUAGCACCAACAGUCUAACCAUUUGGGAAUGGGGACAUGGCAGCUUCCAGGCCUUCCUAUUAAAAAUAUGAACUGCUGAGCUUCAGAGAGAGAGAGAAACAAGUUGUGACAAAAGUGAUCUUGUUGGAGCUCUGUAAACUUCCACUUGGUGUCACCUGCCUGAUGAACCUCUGCUGAAUUCCUGUCUGCGAAGGACUAUUUGGCUUCCUGAAGAGCAUUUUUAUCUAAUGACAUAUCUGAGCCUUUACAUCUAAGGUGCUGUACAGCUGGCUGAGUGGAAGAUGUACCCAAACAUGACUGCUGGCUGCACUCCACAACGUGGUGUUUCUGCAGCUUCCAACCACAUCCAGAUUUUCAAGAGACAGAGUAGCUGUAGCCCUUCUGGAUGUGGACGAUAGUUUUGUGUUUGGUUCCUGCUCCUAAGUUAGCCUGAGAUAGCCUGGGUUUGUACAGCUGAAGUGCGAGAUUAUGCCCAUUUACUUUCUUUUUAAUCCAGAAAAUACUUCUGAAUGUACUAAAAAAAUAGGAUAAAUGUUUGUCAUCCAUUUCUAUUAUUGCAUUUUAAGAUGUGCCUUGCAAGUUCCUGUGCUGUAGUAUAUCAGGGCUACACAUUGCCAGCUGAGAGGGAGGUGGGCAACAGAAGGGAGCUGUUGAACAUCUGGAUGCAGACACAGCUGUGUCAUUUUCUGAGUCCUCUUCACUGAAACAUGUCCUUUGUCUAAGUUUGCUCUGUUGUAUUCUCUGCUUUCAGUUUCUGUGUCAUGCACUCUGUGGCUGUCAAAGCCAAGGCGUUCAGGAUCUGAGACAUGCAGCAAGUGUGCUUCUGGUAAUUAAUGCUGACUAACAGCAAACACCCAGGCUUGGACAGCUCUGGUUUCUGCCAGGGGCUCCAGAGCAGUGUCUUUUCUUCCUUAGCUAUUUGUGCUUGCCAGUUUUGGGGAUGCAAUACACUUGAACUCAAUUUGACAAGGCUACUGUCCUGGCCUGCCUAAGCGAAUUCGUUCUGUGCUGAUGGAAUUGGUUCCUCACACUGAAACCUCCCCAGACCCUCCAACAGAUGACUUCCUUCCAACUGACAUUAGCUUUUGCCUGGAAUAUUCCUUCCCCUUAGGCUGCUGCCUGCCACAGAGUUGCAGGUAAAGUUGCUGCCAGCUGCAGCAGGGCUCGUGGGUGCACAGCAGUGGAGUCAGUGGCUCCUGUCUUCAGGGGGUUUCACUGUAGCCAAAGCCCUUACUUGGAGCCCAGGUGUGGCACGUUUGUUCUCCCCUGGGAAGCAUGCUUCUGUUCCAUGUUUUGAUGAGAUUGUAUUUAUGGAAAUGGAAAGGAAGAUGUCCUGGAGCUAGUUUUGUUGCACUUUUCUAUGGCUUUUGUAUUUUACAUAGAGUUCUAGAAUAUGAACAAGUGUUGGGGGAGGUCAGGCCUGCAAACCUGCUCUGCCUCAGCACGGCAAUGUACUCCAUGCAUCUUCAUUCUAGUGACAUAGAGAUUGUUUUAACUGCAUGUAACUAGUUUAUUUAUAUGGUAGUUAGGAAGCCCAGUGGACAUUUCCUGAUGCAGAGGAGCCAUUGGCAGUCCUGGUUGCACAGUUGGAGACCUGGCCUGUCUUGACAGUGGGCUGCGUUUGCAGUAAGGGACUAGUCCUGCUCUGGUUCUGAACGCUAGUUCAGCACAUGGGGAGGAAGAGGCUCUGCCUUUUGUUUGUUCCAUUGUUGAAAUCUCUGGAGGUGUUUCCAGGUUUCCAAUGAUUGCAUAUGUUAAUUGGGAUGAUUACUUGGGAAUGAGCUCAGUAAAGAGGACACAAGUACAUGUAAGAUGCUCGAGUAAUUCAUCCUUGUGGCUCUCAACAUUUCAGAACCGUUUGGGUUUACACUAGUGCAAGGAAAUUUUACUCUCUGAGUAGCACUUUUUAUACAGAUCUGAAGGGGGGGUUGAGCAGAUUUUUUUUUUCUGUAUAUUAUCUAAUGGAGAGAAAGUAUAAACACUACUAAGUAGAGCAUUAGACUGGUUAGCCUUCAGACUGUUAGAUCACUUUAGGUCAGUAAUGAUUUGAGUUGUUCAGUGCAGCUGAAAUAGAUCAGUGAGCCCAUUUAAGGCUGGGCAGCUUUCCAGAUCAAAGUCAGAAGGGCAUUAAUUGCCACCCUCCAGCUCUCGGAUGAGGGUGCUUUCAGUUCUGGUGUGAGGCAGAACUGACACAACAGUGUGAGGAGUUUUGGACUCCAGUGAAGAGCAGACUUGUAUGGAUCUUUGUCUGACUUCAGAGCACCAUUCUGGCUGAGGACUAACCUAACCUUGUUUGAGAUGACACUGCAGCCAGUAAUAGUACCUUCUAAAGAGCUUAUUUAAAGCUUAUUUUCCAUGGCAUUUAGAGGUGAUGUAGAAACCACUCAUUCUUAAAAGCUUUUCUCAUCCAUCCUGCUUUUCUGAUAUGUAUUGGGUUUAUGGUCCCUUGAAACACAACUGCUGGACUGACCUGCCAGCAUCUGGCUGGGCUGAGUGAUUCUUGUUCUAGACAACAGGUACUUUCCUUUUCCAGACGCCUUUCGGGUGGUUUGCACACACCCAUUGGCCUGUGUGGAUGUCUGCCCUGUACAGAGAGUCUUUGCACACAUCCUGUGUGCACCCAGAUGUGCUCAUCGGCAGGCUCUCAGUGCCACCAGGCGCUUCCAGAGGUGCUCCUCUCCUGAGCACUUGCUGUAUAUGUUGAAAAGGUAAGGAGGGAGAAAAUAUUUUGCUUCUGGUUAGAGCUAAGAAAUACAGGUUUGAGAAAAAUGUUUAGGUCUGCUCCAAUUGUAUUUCACCUGUUUCUGAGUGGAAAGGCAAAAGCUGUUCCUCACUGGGACUUGAAAGGUCAGCAAGCAUAUUUUAAGCUAAACUUUUUGGAGGACCAAUAUGCUUUUAGUUGCAAGGACCACUAAAGAUCUGGGCAUUUACUUUCUCCAUAAUGUAUUCUGUAUGAGUAUUUAGUAUGUAUGCCUUCAAUUUGCCAAUGUUGCCAUGUUUUCUUCUUAUUCAUGAAAUAAAGAUUGCAGAUAGCAAAA